AUGGCUGCCCAGUUUCUCGAAAAUUGUAAAUCUACCAUCUCUGAUUGCACCAGACUGCUGCUCACAGACAGAAGAGAUGGACUUCAACCAUCAAUAGCCAGGUAACAUUAACUUACUGUUAGCUAGCUAGCUUGCUAGGUGUUGAGAGGGAGUGGUGUAACAGCUGCAAAAAAAGUAGCUAGAUAAUACAACGCUACCUAGCUACCAACGUUAGCUAGCUAGAUAGAUCUGUCUGGCAUUGACAUUAAACUGAACUCAAGAUAGCCAGCUAACGUUAAUUGUCCAUAAUCUAGUUAUGGAAUCUAUAAAAACGUUAACUAGCUAACAUCACUGUACAGUAGCUAGCUAGCUAUAGUGAUGUCUGUAUGAAGAACAAUUUUUUUUUAGCUAGUUUGUAGUUAAAACUUAAUUGCCUUUAAAUGCAUGACUGUCAUCAUAGGUCGGAGGCUCUGAGAGUUGGCACAGAUUAGACAAGUGAACACUUUAGGGGUUGUUAGCUACAUACAUAUAAAAAUGUCACUGGACCAAUCGGGGUCUGCGGUCUAUUUUUCAGACCAUGUUGCGGAGCCUUCGGUGGGCGAGCGAUCAUGUGAUUGAUGAAGAGAUGGCCAGCAAUCUAAUUGCUGUUGCAAAGGAGUUCCUGCAAGAGGUAAAGAACAUCCGACAAACGGGAACCUUACCAAUAUUUGUAUAAUUGUUUUUUUACGGCAUGCAUGGCAAAGCCUGAGAUUGUAUCAUUUUUACCUGUCCUGUGUUAAGUCUUCUGUGUCAAUAGGGUGCUCUUAUAGUCUUUUAACCUAAAAAAGUUUUUAGGAUUGAAUGUUGUAAUUCAUUAAUCUAUUGUAGUUUUAUCUAUUUUAGUAGCCUAUCAAGUCCCUUUGGAGGGAAGGCGAUAUCAGAUCAAAUCAAAUCAAAUCAAAUGUUAUUGGUCACAUGCGCCGAAUACAACAGGUGCAGACAUUACAGUGAAAUGCUUACUGACAGCCCUUAACCAACAGUGCAUUUAUUUUAACAAAAAAGUAAAAAAUAAAACAACAACAAAAAAAAACACAAGACAUUAAGCCAAGGAGCAGCUUGAGUUCCUCACAGAUGUUCUCAACGUGUCGCACCCCGUGGUCAAGCGGCGCAUGAGGUAAUUAUUCGUAACUGAAUAAAGCAAUUGUAACACAAGAGGGAGAUCUCUACAUCCUCCCUAGAUUUGAUCACAUUCCUGAUUUAAUGUAUCUUUUUUUAUUUUUUUGUGUAUUUAGUCAUUUUCAGCUCUUCGGGUCCUACUCACUGUUUUCUGAUGCUCGGCUGGAUGAGAGGGUCAAAGAGCUGAUAGGCCAGAAUGAAGACCUUGGUGCGGAGUCUGUGAGGGCACGCUUAAACGGGAGAGGGUCAGACUGAGUCUGAUCCCUGUCCACCCCCCAGGGACCCGCGAAGAGAGCCAUGCAGCAGCGGCUACAUCAGAGGCAGUACAGAGUUGCAGGCCCAAAUUCUUUGUGGCACAUCGAUGGCAACCAUAAGCUGAUC
Molecule: messenger RNA, 1515 nt
Organism: Coregonus sp. 'balchen'
Lineage: Eukaryota; Metazoa; Chordata; Actinopteri; Salmoniformes; Salmonidae
Source: the annotation of a GenBank genome assembly